AUGAGGGAUUUUCCGUCUUGCUCCGGCCAAAUAGGCGUCCAGAUUGCGGAUUCGUCUUCCUCCAGCGCCGGAAAAAUCGCCCAGAAUCUGGUCGUUUGCAUCUACCGCUGCCGCAUCCGAGGUAGGAGUUGCUUGAUCACACUUACAUGGACUAAGAAUCUGAUGGGCCAGUGUCUCACCGUGGGGGUUGAUGAUUCUUGCAACCGAAGUCUGUGUAAAGUCGAGAUUAAGCCGUGGCUCUUCACUAAACGAAAAGGGUCAAAGUCUCUAGAGGCGUAUUCAUGCGUCAUCGAUGUUUUCUGGGAUCUCUCGUCCGCGAAAUUCGGAUCCAGCCCUGAGCCUUUGGAAGGGUUCUACGUUGGCGUUGUUGUGGACAAGGAAAUGGCUCUGCUUCUCGGUGACAUGAAGAAAGAAGCUUUGAAAAAGACUAAUGUUGCUUCUUCUUCACCUUCUUCGUCUCUUGGAGCUCUGUUCAUUGCCAAGAAAGAACAUGUCUUUGGGAAGAGGAUUUUCGCAACAAAAGCUCAGUUUUCAGGUGAUGGCAAAACCCAUGACCUUGUGAUUGAGUGUGACACUAGUCUCACCGAUCCUUGCCUCGUUGUUCGUGUGGAUGGGAAGACGUUGAUGCAGGUGAAGCGGCUUCAUUGGAAGUUCCGUGGCAAUGAUACGAUAGUUAUCAAUAGGAUCUCUGUGGAAGUUCUCUGGGAUGUUCAUAGCUGGUUCUUUGGGCUGCCGUCGUCACCGGGAAAUGCAGUGUUUAUGUUCAGGACUUGUCAGUCUGUUGAGAAGAGUUGGUCUUUGACGCAGGUCCCAACGAGCUCGAAACCUCAGAGUUUUGGGUUUACAUUGUUUCUGUACGCUUGGAAGAGCGAGUAG
Molecule: messenger RNA, 876 nt
Organism: Microthlaspi erraticum
Lineage: Eukaryota; Viridiplantae; Streptophyta; Magnoliopsida; Brassicales; Brassicaceae
Source: the annotation of a GenBank genome assembly